Molecule: messenger RNA, 1464 nt
Organism: Ilyonectria robusta
Lineage: Eukaryota; Fungi; Ascomycota; Sordariomycetes; Hypocreales; Nectriaceae
Exons: 4
Coding region: 374-1309 (311 amino acids)
Source: RefSeq, a predicted model, not a curated record
UCCUUGAACUCUGUUGGCCGACCUAUCCCGGCCCUUCUUCAGCCUCUAUUUCUUCGUAUUCGACCCGGGAUCGACUGCAUCGCCUGCAUCACCUGCUGCACGGAUCGUGUGCCACGUUGGACCGCUCUUGUCCCACCAUUACCGAUUCUCAUUUUUCGCUUUCUAUUUGACCUCCCCAACCUGGGAUCCAGCUGGUCGUCUCUGGUCUUCGUCGUUCCUGUCGCUCCAUCGACUUGUCCGGACUCGUCCUGGCUUUGGCUCUGGCCCGCCCGUCCCUCGUUUAAACCCACAGACAUUCGUUUUACCCGCCGAUAUCCUACGGCGUUCGCAUCGCCAUCUAUAUCCACCUCGAUCCAUUCUGCCGCCCGUUAAGAUGCGCUUUUUGCUCUCUGCUCUAGGUGCGCUGGGCGCCCUGCAUGUUCUCGGCGUGUCGGCAGCCACUGACUGCAUCGGUGCAUGUACCAAUGAACUCAGAGACCAGUUCACCACUUUCAGCUGUACCAGCGCCGAAGAUGGUGCUUGCCUCUGUGUGAACCCUUCUUUCGUGACCGGCAUUCGAGAAUGCUCGACUGGCCGUUGUCAAGCUCUAGACACCGAAACAGACGAGUAUCUUAAUUCCCAAUUUUGCGCGGGCGUUGCGUUGCCAUCGGCUUCUGCUUCCGCAUCUGCCGUGUCUACCGCUGAGGUUGCUUCUUCCACGGCUGCCGCAUCUACUGAAGUGGCGUCAACCACCGAAGUCGUGUCAUCCACCGAAGCUCCUGCUAGCACCGAAGCUCCUGCUAGCACCGAAGCUCCUGCCAGUACGGAAGCUAGCUCGUCUUCCGAGGAAUCACCGUCGACCUCUAGUCUACCUGAAUCGACCCAGGCCUCUGAGACUGCCGAGGCGACUGCUACUGAAUCUGCCUCCAAAACUGCUGCCACUGCGUCCGGUACUACUGAUAUUGCCAAUGCCGGCGCAUCAGCAACCUCUGCUGCGGACAAGAAUAAUUCCGAGAAAGACCAGGAUUCCUCUGACUCUGGACUAUCCUCCUCGGCUAAAAUCGGUAUCAGUGUUGGUGUUGGUGCCGUCGCCGUCGCCCUGAUCGGUGUUGCCAUCUGCUUCCUCCUGAAAUCACGCAGACGCAAGCAGGAGCAGCAACGGCAGCGAGGACCCCCCCUUGCAAUUUCUCAACCUCUCCCCGGCGGCGGAAGGGCAUAUGCCUCAGGCGACCAUGGAUCUAUCCGCGAGAAGGAUACAUAUGACCUGGAGAUGGUUGCCAACCGCUACGAGGAUAUGGUGCCACGGACAACGCCUCGAACUAUGGUAUGAUAACUACAGUGACGGGCAAAAUUUGAAACUAGGAGUUUGGGAGCGGAGAAAACCCACAUGUUGACCGAUUCUGGUCCCAAGGCAUUUUGAUGUUAUACGUUCCCCAUCUUAUGCAACCGGGCUGGCCAUGGUUUUUAAGAAUCAGGAGUUCAUUG